Kluyveromyces lactis is the source of this 1548-nucleotide messenger RNA. It is a transcript of the gene SEC59, whose product is annotated as dolichol kinase. The record is from RefSeq and is a predicted model, not a curated record. Gene Ontology annotation, cellular component: endoplasmic reticulum membrane. The transcript has a single exon. Gene Ontology annotation, molecular function: dolichol kinase activity. Lineage: Eukaryota; Fungi; Ascomycota; Saccharomycetes; Saccharomycetales; Saccharomycetaceae. Gene Ontology annotation, biological process: dolichyl monophosphate biosynthetic process. The coding region runs from base 1 to 1548 and encodes 515 amino acids.
AUGCCAACUUCCACGUUAGCUAAAGGUGCUACCUCGGAUUUAGGCGUUGGAAAUGUAUAUUCUAAAGAGAACUCAAAUGUAAACAGCGGAUCUAAAGGCAAUUUGUCACGUGAUAGUAUCAUUUCCGAGGUGUUGGACAAGGUAUUUGAGGCUGAUAGAGUGAUUCAAUUAACCAUAUUGGGGCUUAGUUCGCAUCUAGUGUAUGCGAAGUAUGGUUCGGAACCAUGGUUCUCGCAGCAAUUUUCUAUGGUCACGUCAGUAUUGAUGGCAUAUGUUGUUAAUUUAUGGAUGUCUGCGACCAGGACUAAUUUGGGAGUCAACACUCUUCCAACAUUCAAUACGAUAUAUUUAUUUUACAUGCAGUUGCUACUUUCUACACUAUUUGUGCCACAAUAUCUACUGCUGAAUACCGUUUUGGCCUUUUCCAUUAGUGAUAUAUCUGUCUUUUUCAAGAUCCCAUUGCAGAUAAUAUUUCUUCUGAUGGGAGACGACGGAUCUGCUAACAUUGCCAACGAUGUUAAGGCAUUGGUUUUGAAUUAUUUCUUCAUAUUUGGUCUUUAUAAGACUUCCAAAUUGAAAUCUUUAGACAAGACCGAGUGUCAUAUGUUCGCUCUUCUUUGCACUGAUAUUUUGGCCCUCGUUGAGUCUGACUCUAUUUAUUUCCAAGUUUUCCAAGUAUGCUUUACAAGUUUUAUCGUCUUGGUAACUGUCACUUCCGCAGUGUCGUACGGCCUGGAAAGUGUGGGUGCUACUCGGUGGAUCCGAACCUUACUCUUGUUGCCAAUGAUUGUUGUGGGAUUUUCGUAUUAUAUCCAAACGAAUCUCAUCAUUAACAAUGUCCCACCGUUCACAUGGCUUAUAGAUUACAUCGGUUCCUCUAUGAUCAGACUGAAAAUAAUGGGGAUCUGGUUAGGUUCUGCAUUAUUGUUGUUGCCCAGUGUGUUUGCGUUGAAAUCUAAUUGGUCUUUGAAUACGUCAAGAAAAGUUUGGCAUUUUGCAAUCUUACCCCUCUUGAUUCCGGCAAUCAUGAUGGAUUCAAAUUUUGUGAAAAUUGCGUUGGCUGGAACUGUAAACCUUUUUCUCAUUGUCGAGUACAUUCGUUUCCUACAUAUUUACCCAGUGGGACACUAUUUGGACAAACAUUUGAGAUCUUUCGCUGACUUCAGAGAUGAAAAGGGGCCAAUCAUUAUUUCCUACCUUUAUUUCAUUAUCGGUAUCUCUUUGCCCUUUUUGAUCAAUGGUUCCAUUAUCGGUAUCAUCUCGCUAGGCGUAGGUGAUUCAUUGGCUUCCAUUAUUGGUAAAAAAUUUGGAAGAAACAGAUGGCCAAAUACUUGUAAAACUUUCGAGGGCACUUUUGCAUUCAUUGCAGCUACUGGCAUAACUACAGUGAUUAUGAAAGUUUACUUUAACUUUUUCACCGAGGUGUCGUUCAUGAAUUUGGUUCUUGUAUGUUUCCUAGCUGGCAUCUUGGAAGGUAAUAGUACUUUGAAUGAUAACUUACUAAUUCCAACUUUCAUGUUGAUAUUGUUGGAAUCUAUGAAGGAAUAG